AUGUUUCCCUGUCAUGGAGUGGCUACUGCAAAUCCUCAUCUGCCUGGUGCUCUUGCUGCAAACAGCUAUGGUUCUCCCACGAGGCCAUCUUUUUACCCUAGCGCGGCGUUUCUGAGACUGCAGGGCCCUGCAUUUCGUCAUGAGAAGAAAUCCUUGGCUUUGAGAGAUCUUCGUAUGAUAAGAAAUUUCUUCCUUUCAGCUGGUGCGGAUUUUCACCGUUAUGCGAUACCUUCAUUCUUUGCAAAGUAUAAUCCUGUCAAGGGCAUCAAGCCACUACUGUCAUCCCCCAAAUUGAAACCAAGAACUCAAGUUGGUUGCCAAGCAUCUCUGUCGCCGUUGAGCUACCCUGAGUUAUCUUCCAAACCAAAAUGGUGGUGGAGGACCCUAGCAUGUGUAUCUUAUCUUCUGCCACUGCACAACAUGUGGGGACAUGCAGAUGCUAUCUAUCAGCUUCAUCCAUACUUGCAAAGAUUCAGCCUACCUUAUGCCUUCAUUGAUACAAUGGCUCUACUCCCUGGGUGGCUUUUCCUAGCGAUCUUCAUGACCAUAUACUUCUUUGUUGUGAGGCGGAAGUGGUCGCCGCACUUCUUGCGGUUUCACAUCAUAUUGGCUAUCCUGCUUGAUACGGGCUCACAAGCUCUGGCCACUGCUUGCAACUGGAAUCCAAGCAUUGUUUUUCAGGGUAAACAAAUGGCAUAUUUCUGGAUGACAAUGGCCUUCAUUCAGAUCUUCACAGUUGUUGAGUGCAUGAGGUGUGCACUUUCAGGGGUGUAUGCAAAUAUUCCAUUUAUAUCUCAUGCAGCAUUCAUCCAUUCAGAUCUUAACCUGUUCAGGUAG
Messenger RNA from Miscanthus lutarioriparius, 837 nucleotides. Lineage: Eukaryota; Viridiplantae; Streptophyta; Magnoliopsida; Poales; Poaceae. The record is from the annotation of a GenBank genome assembly.